UUUAUGUUGGCUAAGCGCCGACGCAAUCAUAAAAACAAUAGAGAUAAUUUAUAUUAAAUGUGUAAAUGCUUUAGUGUUGCUUGGCUUAGUUGGUCUCGCACCUCCAAGCUGUCAACAUGAGGGUCUUGCAAACGGUGUCCAUCCUCGACCCCUCGGAGCUCGUCCGCCCAGAGGUGGGCUUCGCGUCCAAGGACGAGCACGAGUACCGCGAUUACACGGUCACCGCUGGCGACGCGCACAUGGAACGCGUCCUGCAGACCUACACCGAAAUGCACGACUCGCAGACGGUCGACUCGGUGCGCUCGCGUCUCAAGCGCUGGACAAAGUUCAACGCUUUUCGCGCCGAGGUGCUCGAGACGCUGGACAAGCUGGACAACCUGGUGGACGAGAGUGACCCUGACUUAGAUCUGCCCAACAGCGUGCACGCUUACCAGACGGCCGAGCAGCUGCGCAAGGACUACCCCGACCUCGACUGGCUCCACCUGACAGGUCUCAUCCACGACCUGGGAAAGGUCAUGGCAUUCUACGACGAGCCCCAAUGGGCGGUUGUUGGUGACACAUUUGUUGUCGGAUGCGAGUGGGCCGACAGCAUUGUCUACAGAAAGGAGACUUUCAAGAACAAUCCGGACGGCAGUAACCCCAAAUAUAACACCAAAUUUGGCAUGUACUCUGAAAACUGCGGUCUGGACAAUGUGACCCUGUCCUGGGGCCAUGACGAGUACCUGUACAGGUUCCUCAAGCACAACAAGUCUACCCUACCAGAGGAGGCGCUUUACAUGAUCAGGUAUCAUUCCUUUUACCCGUGGCACAGGGGCGGCGAUUACAUGCACCUUUGCAAUGAAAAGGACAAGGAGAUGCUGAAAUGGGUGCAGUUGUUCAACCGCUACGAUCUGUACACAAAAAGCGACCAAAUGCCCGAUGUUGCGAAGAUCAAGCCCUACUAUCAGAGUCUCGUUGAUAAGUAUAUACCCGGCGUUUUGGAAUGGUAAACUUCAGAUUUGAGCUGUCAAAAUACUUACUGAUAAUGAUGCUGUCCUCUUAAUGAAAUCGUCAUAGUAUAUUUUUCUGGGUUAACGACUUGUAAGAAAAAACAAAGAUUAUAUAAUUAUACUUCUGGUAAUGUAUUUCAUGAGCAAAACUAACGUUUACAUAACAAUUUAAGGAACUUUUGAUUUACAUUUUAUCCCUCAUGUAAAGCCCGAUAUAAAAAUAAAUUGUAUAUUGAUUUUAUCCUAACA
This is a messenger RNA of Cloeon dipterum, 1238 nucleotides long. RefSeq names its product Myo-inositol oxygenase (gene Miox). The coding region runs from base 117 to 989 and encodes 290 amino acids. Gene Ontology annotation, cellular component: cytoplasm. The record is from RefSeq and is a predicted model, not a curated record. NCBI's taxonomy places the organism in Eukaryota, Metazoa, Arthropoda, Insecta, Ephemeroptera, Baetidae. The transcript is spliced from 6 exons. Gene Ontology annotation, molecular function: inositol oxygenase activity; iron ion binding. Gene Ontology annotation, biological process: inositol catabolic process.